Molecule: messenger RNA, 2668 nt
Organism: Tigriopus californicus
Lineage: Eukaryota; Metazoa; Arthropoda; Copepoda; Harpacticoida; Harpacticidae
Exons: 5
Coding region: 1366-2601 (411 amino acids)
Cellular component (GO): aminoacyl-tRNA synthetase multienzyme complex
Source: RefSeq, a predicted model, not a curated record
AAAACUGCGUCGUGGUCUCGUUGUAACUGAAAUCUUAAGGCCAGUUUUUUAUAGCUCGUACCUCGGAAUUAGGGGCUUGGAUGUUAACGGGUAUGAAACUACACUCGCCCAAUUGCCAUGGUGAUGAAAAUGUACGCUUUGCCUCCGGUUCAACCCCUGCGUGGAAACGUGGCUCUGCCCGAGAGCAUGUAUCAACUCCCGCCCAUAAUGAGGCUGUCUCAUUUGAAUAACGACGACCGCCCACUUUCGACGGGAUGGAAUUGGGAUGACGUGGAAGCACGUCAGUCCUCGCUUUUGAGUCAACUUCAAUUGCUUCAAACCAAAGUGGCGUCACUGCGGAAAGACUUUGGGCUGCAAGAGGUGGAAGUGUUUCAGAAGGAACCCAUGAAACGUGUUAGCGUGGUAGUACACGCCGAUCCCCGUUACCCUCCGUACUCACUUUUGUGUGUUGGCAACUUGUUGAAAAAGGCCGGCUUUGCGACGAAAGUGAACAAUCAUGUUCACUCUGCGUUAAAAGAGCCGGUGAAUAAGAAUUUGGCGAAUCAUUUUGAUUCUUCCGAAUGGGAUGAGUGUGGGGAUGGCUCGGAAUCUUGUGAAAAUUAUUGCCUGACUGUUAUUUGGAAAUUAGUUGGAUUGGACCCUUAUGCGAGUAUAGGAUUCGACAUUGUGAAAGGAGAAGCCAACAUUCUCCGCCAUUUGGUGCGAAGUUUGUCCACUGUCUUUCAUUAUGAGACUGAUGACCAUCAAACGCUUGUCUUCGACUCCCUUAUGGACGACGUCCACGAAAAUGUCACGUGGGGUUCUGACCGAGAUUGUGUGUCCUUCCUUGAGCGGUCUGAAUCAUUUUUCUUGAGUGGUGCUCAGCGUUCGUUCGUGGACUUUUUAGUUUGGUCUGCCCUCUUGAACAAAAGAUUCACCAUACCGUCCAGACGACUCUUGCAAUGGUACACGGCUGGGUUAAGAGAGAACGGAAUUCCUUUACAACGUCGAAACAGCUCUCGAUUGUCCGAAUCUCGAGGUGGAAGUAUGCCAAGGAACAGAAAAAAGACCCUCUCUUGCUCUUCAAACCAUGCCUCUGCAGUUAUUCGUGUGGACUAAGAUGCAAAUGAUAUGAUACUUUGUAGAAAUGAACUGACGGGAUGAUUAUUAUACAGAGCCAGCUUUCACCCCAGCCUUCAUUUCUGCUUAUUAGGCAACCAAUCCUGUAACUCAGACAGAAUUGGUUUUUCGUGAUCAUCGAUCAAGUAACUCACUCUUUAAUACAUCGCAAAAUCUGCUUUCUAAGUUUUAAUUUGUAAUACCAUCAAGUAACGAACGAGUGAAUUUUUUUCCAGGUCCAUUGGAACAGCUUUUAGCACUCUCAAAAUGACGGCAGCUUCGAAUGGAAGCCUGAUUGGAAAACCAAAUCCUUACCCCUUCCUGUCGAUCAAACCUUUCGUUGAGUGUGCUGAAGAAUGGUUACCCCUUCUGGAGAAGGAUGAACGUCUGAACAUUGUUUACAUGGAAAAACUGGAUGGAUCCAACACUGCUGUUAGCUCGGACGGAAUGGCGUGUUCCCGUCGAUUAGUGUUACUAGAUGGGCCCUCUGUUCCUACCAAGGGUAAGAAGAUGGCCAAUUUCAUGGGUUUUGAACUAGACUUCAUCUUACCAUACGUUGAAAAGGUUCAAAGAAUGUAUGAAACUGAAAUAAGACAAUGGUUUCCGCCAAAAGAUGAAGUGGUGGCCGUUUGUUAUGGUGAAUUAAUUGUGCCUGGGACAUCUUUUUCGAAGGAGGACGUGUUCAACUAUCAAAUGAGGGGGGGCGAAAGCAAAACUCCUAACCGAGAAAAAAAUCAGAUGUUCCUGAGAGGAAAAAUUUACAGUUACUCUGUUGGUCUGCAUUUUAAGACUUUGAUCAGUGUGGAAGAAUAUAAAGAAAAAAUCGAAAAACUUCGCAAGAAAGGCUAUGAGCCCUAUUAUAAUUCCAGCAUGAGUCAUAUCGGCACAGAAUUCGACAAAAUCAUUUAUUUGUUAAUGAAUGACAAAUUGAAAGAUCUCCUCGACCAAUUCAAGUUCAACACGUACAAGCACAACCAUGAUUAUCUACUCAACACAAUAAGUAAACUGAGAAAUGACCUGUUGAAGCCAAAUAUGGUUGAAGGUUACAUUUUACUGAUACCCAAGCUUAGCUUAAUAUACAAGCUAAAAGGAGCUUACGAUACGUUUUCCGACUCCAGGUUGAAGAAAAUUGAUGUCGUCGUCGAAAAAUUGAAAGACAAAGCUGAAAAACAGCCGAACUUCAAGGAUCUCGCUGACUUGUUUUCCGACAUUUGCCAAGCAUCAAAGGACACCAAGACGAGCAAGAAGAUCGAGAAAGCCAUUGAUUCGGCAAUGAGCAAGUUUCCAAGACUUCAGGACUUAGUUGAUGGGGAUGAGAAGUUGGAAGAGACGAAGAAGAUCCUCGUCAAUGUGUUGUUAAAAGAGAUCAAUGAUAGUGAAGAUUUAGAAAUGGCUCCAAAAGAAACUCUUUCGAAUUUGACGGAAAGAAUAGCAUCCAUGCUAACAUCAGAUUCUUCGGCUGAAAAAACAACCAAAGAGGGAUUGGGAAGUCCACAAAACUGAAUGUGUAAAAGCAAAUUAUUUUUCAUCAAUCUAAUCAAUAUGAAGAAAAUAGAUAACCUCGACAACA